AUGCUCGCUUCGUCGCAUGUUUCCGACCCCGAGCUCAUCGUCGAAGAAGUACACAGGAGAAUAAACGAGUCUAUAUCAAGAAGGAACCUAGGUUUCUUCUCAUGUGGGACCGGUAAUCCAAUCGAUGAUUGUUGGCGAUGCGACAAGGAUUGGGAGAAAAACCGAAAACGGUUAGCCGAUUGCGGAAUUGGUUUUGGCAAAAACGCAAUUGGUGGACGUGACGGCGAAAUCUACGUUGUCACGGAUCCAGGAAACGACGAUCCAGUAAACCCUAAACCCGGAACACUAAGAUACGCAGUAAUUCAAGAUGAACCGCUCUGGAUCAUAUUUAACCGCGACAUGACGAUCCAACUCAAAGAAGAACUCAUAAUGAAUUCUUUCAAAACCCUAGACGGACGAGGAGCCUCCGUACACAUCUCCGGUGGUCCAUGUAUAACAAUACAAUACGUAACCAACAUCAUCAUUCAUGGUUUACACAUACAUGAUUGUAAGCAAGGUGGGAAUACUUACGUACGAGAUUCACCAGAGCACUUCGGGUACAGAACGAUAUCGGACGGUGAUGGUGUGUCGAUCUUCGGUGGAAGCCACGUGUGGGUUGAUCAUUGCUCGCUCUCGAAUUGUAACGAUGGAUUGAUUGAUGCGAUACGUGGAUCAACGGCUAUAACGAUAUCUAAUAACUAUUUGACGCAUCACAAUAAGGUUAUGUUAUUGGGACAUAGCGAUACGUAUGAACAAGACAAGAAUAUGCAAGUCACUAUCGCUUUUAACCAUUUCGGAGAAGGCCUCGUCCAAAGAAUGCCAAGGUGUAGACAUGGAUAUUUCCAUGUGGUGAACAAUGACUAUACACAUUGGGAAAUGUAUGCAAUUGGAGGAAGUGCUAAUCCUACCAUCAACUCUCAAGGCAACCGUUAUCUUGCUCCUGAUGACUCUUUUAGCAAAGAGGUAACAAAGCACGAGGAUGCGCCCGAAAGCGAAUGGAGUCAUUGGAAUUGGAGAUCCGAAGGAGAUCUACUGCUUAACGGUGCAUUCUUUAGGCUUUCUGGCGCUGGACCAGCUAAAUCGUCAAGCUAUUCGAAAGCGUCGAGCCUAGCCGCUCGACCGUCCUCUCAUGUUGGUGAGAUAACUGUAGCAUCGGGUGCACUCAGCUGCAAAAAGGGUUCCCAUUGCUGA
Molecule: messenger RNA, 1170 nt
Organism: Arabis nemorensis
Lineage: Eukaryota; Viridiplantae; Streptophyta; Magnoliopsida; Brassicales; Brassicaceae
Source: the annotation of a GenBank genome assembly